Vigna radiata var. radiata (mung bean) is the source of this 2588-nucleotide messenger RNA. RefSeq names its product subtilisin-like protease SBT5.3. The transcript is spliced from 11 exons. The record is from RefSeq and is a predicted model, not a curated record. Gene Ontology annotation, biological process: proteolysis. Lineage: Eukaryota; Viridiplantae; Streptophyta; Magnoliopsida; Fabales; Fabaceae. Gene Ontology annotation, molecular function: serine-type endopeptidase activity. Bases 100 to 2418 code for a protein of 772 amino acids.
CUAAGGUUGUUAUACCUUAUAUAAACCCUAAGUUUAUGUUUCUGUUUCAUUGAAAACAAGGACAAAAGCGAAGGAGAAGCUUCCAAGAUAGGGUAAGCAAUGAGGCUACCAAGUUCAACCAUCCAGCUUCUCUACCAAAUUCUUCUUGUUUGUCUACUGAACAGACCCAGCUUUGCAGUGAAAAAGUCAUAUGUGGUGUACUUGGGAGCUCACUCACACGGCCCAGAAUUAUCUUCAUCUUUCGUUGACUUCAAUCAAGUCACACAGUCCCACUAUGAGUUUCUGGGAUCUUACUUAAGAAGUCCUAAUACAGCCAAGGACUCCAUCUUUUACUCAUACACAAGACACAUCAAUGGUUUUGCUGCAACUUUGGAAGAAGAAGUGGCUGCCGAGAUAGCAAAGCACCCGAAAGUGUUAUCAGUGUUUGAGAACAGAGGAAGAAAGCUACACACCACUCGAUCAUGGGAAUUCAUGGGGCUAGAGCAUAAAGGCAUGAUCCCAUCUGACUCAAUAUGGAAGAAAGCCAGAUUUGGUGAAGGAGUCAUAAUUGGAAACCUGGAUACAGGUGUUUGGCCUGAAUCAAGUAGCUUUAGUGAAGAAGGAUUGGGACCAAUUCCAUCAAAGUGGAGAGGAAUAUGUGACAAUGGCGUUGAUCAUACUUUUCAAUGUAACAGGAAGCUAAUCGGUGCAAGGUACUUUAACAAGGGCUACGCCUCGGCAGUGGGCCCACUUAACUCUUCCUUUCAAUCGCCACGUGACAAGGAGGGCCAUGGCUCCCAUACCCUCUCCACAGCCGCCGGCAACGCCGUUCCUGGAGUUAGUGUCUUCGGCCAGGGCUUCGGAACCGCCAAGGGCGGCGCGCCCAAAGCCCGCGUGGCGGCGUACAAGGUCUGCUGGCCCCCCGUUGCCGAUGAUGAGUGCUUCGAUGCUGAUAUCUUGGCCGGGUUUGACGAGGCCAUCCACGACGGUGUGGACGUGCUGUCAGUGUCGCUCGGUGGGUCCGCCUCAAGCUUGCUGAAUGACAGCGUAGCGAUUGGAUCAUUCCAUGCCGCAAAUCGAGGAAUCGUGGUGGUUUGCUCCGCCGGGAAUAGUGGGCCUGCCGAUGCCACUGUGAGCAAUCUUGCACCCUGGCAUGUUACGGUUGCCGCCAGCACCAUGGAUAGAGAAUUCCCAGCUUAUGUUGUCCUCGGUGACAAUAUCACGUUGAAGGGUGAAAGCUUAUCAGCUACAAGAUUGGCACACAAGUUGUACCCAAUUAUUAAAGCUACAGAUGCUAAAUUGGACAGUGCAAGAACAGAAGAUGCGGUGCUGUGCCAGAAUGGGACCUUGGAUCCCAACAAGGUGAAGGGAAAGAUCGUGAUAUGUCUCCGAGGGAUAAAUGCGAGAGUGGACAAAGGAGAGCAAGCUUUACUAGCUGGUGCUGUGGGAAUGGUCCUUGCUAAUAACAUGGCCAGUGGCAAUGAAAUUAUAGCUGAUCCUCAUGUCCUUCCUGCUUCUCAUAUCAAUUUCACUGAUGGCAUUUCUGUCUUCAAUUACGUCAACUCAACCAAGUUCCCAGUGGCGUAUAUUACACAUCCAAAGACUCAAUUGGGUACUAAGCCAGCACCGUUAAUGGCUGCUUUUUCAUCUAAAGGGCCAAAUACUGUCGUGCCAGAGAUCCUAAAGCCUGAUGUCACCGCACCGGGAGUGUCAGUUAUAGCAGCCUAUACUAAAGCCCAAGGACCAACCAAUCAAGUGUUUGAUAAGCGCCGGAUUUCGUAUAAUUCAGUCUCAGGGACAUCAAUGUCGUGCCCUCAUGUUUCAGGCAUUGCGGCACUGUUGAGAGCCUCGUAUCCUUCUUGGAGUCCUGCAGCUAUUAAAUCAGCAAUCAUGACAACAGCCACAACACUGGAUAAUGAAGUGGAGCCUCUGCUGAAUGCUACUGAUGGCAUAGCAACAGCAUUGAGUUACGGGGCAGGACAUGUACAACCAAACAUAGCAAUGGAUCCCGGGUUAGUUUAUGACACAACAAUUGGUGAUUACCUAAACUUCUUAUGUGCAUUAGGAUACAACGGGACACAAAUCUCAGUGUUCACAGAAGGUUCAUCAUAUGUGUGCCGCAAGAAAUUUAGUCUCCUCAACCUGAACUAUCCCUCAAUCACAGUUCCAAAUCUCUCUGGGUCAGUGACAGUUAGGAGGACGUUGAAAAAUGUUGGUUCUCCGAGCACGUACAUUGCUCACGUUCAAAACCCGAAUGGGAUCACUGUUUCUGUGAAGCCAAGCAUCUUGAAGUUCACAAAUGUUGGUGAAGAAAAAAGCUUUAAAGUAACCUUUAAGAUCGUAAAAGGAAAGGCUACGAAUAACUACGUGUUUGGAAAACUGAUAUGGUCAGAUGGCAGACAUUAUGUCAGAAGUCCGAUAGUUGUGAAUGCUAAAUGAUUGGUAGAGUUUUCUAAAUUUAUUCUUAUUGUGAUCUCUUACCACUGAUAAAAAAACCAGCAAGUGGCUUUCAGCAUAUAUUUGACUAGCUGUACUAUUAGUAUGAUUCCAAUGACAAAUAAAAUCUAACUCCUUCAUCCUUCUAGUUAUAAAAUCUGAGAACUUUCUUA